AUCGCCCCUAUCAUAACUGGUCUUACAGGUCCUGCAAGAAAAACAUGCUUGAGUGGGUGAAUUCAUCACAUGUGAACUUUGCUGGGCGGUAUCCAAAAAGGUCAAUCAUAACUGACACGCCAAUAUCAAAUUUUAUGUGCUACGAAAUCGAUGCUCUGAUAAAUCCCAGUGAUUCAACCAUGGCUUGCCUACAACGACCCACGGAGAACCCGGGGCCAAAUUUAUAUCUGUACAACGUCAGAUAUAUAGCCAAUUAAAAAAGACCCUUCUUUCAGCUCGAUGUAGAAGUCGGACAAUUUGCCUUUGAUUACAAGACACUGGAAGGCGCUGGCUCUUCAGAUGACGCAGCAUUUAAAGCAUAUGUGUCUCAAAAAUUGCUGGUAAAUUCUCGUCCUUGAUACUUUUGUAAUAUCAAGUUCCCAUUGAAAUUUUGUAAAUCUAGGUUGCAGAGGAACUCACCAUGUAGCUCUUUCAUAGAACCGUCUUUAAACCAAAUGAUAUAAGACGAUUUAGCACAGCAUCAUGUUUGUGAGAAUCACCAAACAGAAAUUCCUAUUGAUAAAAUAUGUGUUGGGAGUUUAAGAACGUAUUCGCCGAUUGCCCCGCCGACUGCUCGAAAUGGAAGAUGACCGAGGAGCAUCCUGCCUAUGGAGAGGUUUGUCCUGAAUUCGCACUUACAAAACAGCAUUGCAAAAAUCCAACUCAGGUCAGCGUUGCAGAAAAGGCAGGAAAAUGUCCAUGCCAUGAUCCUUUUGGCCAGUUCUGGCAUAUGCAAUGUGGAAAUUCUAGGUCGCAGGGACAGGCUUCAAGCAUGAAUCUGGUUUCUGGGGAGCCUCUAGAGACUCCAAACUCCAGCGAUACCCAGCUUCACUCUAGAUCAGACCAGAACCCUCAUUCUGCUCAUCAACCCGCAACGCAGGCGGGUAGAGGUGGGUUUUACUCGCGUCGACAGCAGAGUGGUAUCUGGAACAAUCAAGCUUCGAAUUUGAUGUAUCCAGAUAGUAAUGGAGUCCCACCCUUGGGGACAUAUGAUCGUUCCUCCCUGUCACCUGACCCGCCAGACCUAGUGGUAGUCUCAUCCUCAGCAGACCAACAGACACAUAUUCCACCGGCAAGUGCAGGGAAUACACAGGGUGCAUUUACAAACCACUGGUCAACAUCUAAUUAUCCAAAUCAUGGACAUUCAAGUCAGGAAAAUGUAAGAAGAUUUCAACGUAAUCCCUUCUACUUCGAGUAGAUAUCUGACAGACAAGUAGCGUCGAACUUCAGAGCCGUGGAGGGAUCUUGCAAAGAAUUGGGACAGAAAGUCUUGAUUCGAUAAUGGUUGAGGAGAUAUGUAUAAGUGGUACCAAUGAAGAUGGCACCAAUCGGGUUACUGAAACCGAUCCCUACUCACACUGUCCAAGGGUAAUCUCAGCCGAUGUCUUCUGAGAAUCUAUAGGAGAAUAGAAUGUCCACUGAUGCUCUAGUCGAAUGAAGAUAAUGAAUGGCCAAUGCA
This is a messenger RNA of Botrytis cinerea B05.10, 1498 nucleotides long. RefSeq lists its product as hypothetical. Bases 566 to 1237 code for a protein of 223 amino acids. The record is from RefSeq and is a predicted model, not a curated record. Lineage: Eukaryota; Fungi; Ascomycota; Leotiomycetes; Helotiales; Sclerotiniaceae. The transcript has a single exon.